Messenger RNA from Colossoma macropomum (tambaqui), 7355 nucleotides. RefSeq names its product lipoxygenase homology domains 1b (gene loxhd1b). The record is from RefSeq and is a predicted model, not a curated record. Gene Ontology annotation, molecular function: protein binding. Lineage: Eukaryota; Metazoa; Chordata; Actinopteri; Characiformes; Serrasalmidae.
AGAGGCAAUCAAAGUCAAGAGGGAAAGGCAAGAGCGGCGGUAUAGAUUCUAGAAAGAAGCAGAACGUAAAGGAGGCUGACACAGACAGUGACGUUCCUGAUGUGAGGAAAACCAAGAAAAAGGGUGAAUCUGACAAAACCAGCAAAAAGAAAAGAAAGAAAGCAAAGAAAGAGGAUGAAGUGGAGGACGAGGUGGUGAGCAGCAGCGAGGCUGCAAGUGAGGAUGAACACAACAACAAUAGACCAAAAGCCAAGCCAAAGACAAAAAGCACUGAGAAGCUUCCUGAUGUUGUUCAAGUGAUCGAGGUGAGCACAAAGGGCUCAAAGAAGAAAUCAUCUGUGAAAGGCAACCAAGAAGGUGUGAUGGGAGCAAAAGACAAGAAGUCCAAAGACGAAGGCAAGAAGCAGAAGAAGGCUGAAAAAGAGGAGCAAGAAGAAGAAGAUGAUGAUUCUCAAAAGAAAAAGAAAGAGAAGAAGGCCAAGAAAGGGUCCACAGAUAGUGACGAUGAGGGCAAGAAAGGCAAGGGCAAGAAAAAGAAAACAAAAAACGUUGACUAUGUCGAGAUCUAUGAGAAUGAAUUAAGGAACUAUGAGCCAGAAAAGGUGGAGAACUAUGAAGAUGAAUAUCAUAAGAAGAAAGUGUAUGAGGUGGUCACCGUCACGGGAGACGUAACUGGGGCGGGCACAGAUGCCAAUGUCUUUAUCGCUCUGUUUGGCGAAUAUGGCAUUACUCCCAAGUUGCACCUUGCCAGCAAAAAUCGCACUGCUUUUGAAAAAGGGAAAACGGAUGUCUUCCGUAUAAAAACUCACAACAUUGGGCAUUUAAAAAAGAUUAGGAUUGAGCAUGAUAAUACUGGCUUAAAUGCUAGCUGGUUCUUGGACCGUGUGGUGGUGACAGACAUGAACAGACCUCAUCUACGCUUUUACUUUGCCUGCAACAACUGGCUCAGCAAAAAAGAAGGUGAUGGGCUUUUCGUGCGGGACCUGCUUGGCUCUUUGGACCCCUCAGAUAUGCCAAAAUAUAAUAAGUAUGUAGUGAGUGUAUUCACUGCAGAUGUCAAGGGCAGCGGCACAGAUGCUGAUGUGUUCAUUAAUAUUUUUGGAGAAAAUGGAGAUACAGGCGAAAGGAGACUAGAUAGUGACAAAAACAAUUUUGAGAGGGGAACAGAGGACAAGUUCACCAUCGAAGCACCAAAUCUUGGAAGAAUAAGGAAGAUCACGAUAGGCCACAACAACAAAGGCUCCUCUGCUGGAUGGUUUGUUGAAAAGGCGAUAGUGGAUGACUUAGGAAACAAGGCCAUGUAUGAGUUCCCUAUAAGUCGUUGGUUUGCCAUAGACGAGGAUGAUGGAAAGAUUCAAAGGGAUGUUUUAGUGGGAGGAAGUCAACCCACAGGCAUUGUUUACAACGUGCAGGUGGUGACAGGGAACAUUAGGGGAGCUGGCACCAACUCCAAAAUCCACAUGAUCAUGCACGGCUCCAAAGGCUUAAAGAACAGUGGAAAGAUCUUCCUAGAGGGAGGAAAAUUUGAACGUGGGCUCACAGACAUCUUUAACAUAGAGAUCGCGGCUCUCCUGAGCCCUCUCAGUCGCAUCACUAUUGGCCAUGACAAUGGAGGAGUUAAUGCAGGGUGGUACUGUGAUAAGGUAGUAGUCUACUGCCCAUUCACUGGCAUUGAGCAGACCUUCCCUUGUUCAAAGUGGCUGGAUGAGCAUGAGGGAGAUGGACUGGUUGAGAGAGAGUUGUAUGAGAUGGUUUCCCUGCGACAGAAAAGACAGAAAAAACAUCCAUGGUCUCUCUGGAUAUGGACGUCUGAUCUUCCCGGAGCAGGCACAGAUGCCUCUGUACUUCUUCAAAUCUAUGGAGAAAAGGGCAAGUCUGAUGAGAUGAGGCUGGAUAACAAAACAGACAAUUUUGAGCAGGGUCAGCUUGAUAAGUUCAUGAUCGAACUUCCUGAUCUUGGAAAGCUGACAAAAUUAAGAAUUUGGCAUGAGAAGAGACAUCCAUUUGCAGGCUGGCAUCUAAGCCGUGUGACACUGAUGAAGACGUUGACAAAGGAGAAAUUCAAUUUUCCUUGUGAGCGCUGGCUAGAUACAAAUGAAGAUGACAACGAAGUUGUCAGGGAGCUCCCUGGCAUGGGGGAUCUUAUCCAAGAGCCACUGACAGUCAUAAAGUAUCGAGUUACAGUAUACACUGGAACUGUCAGUGGAAGUGGGACCGAUGCCUCAGUCUUCCUUUGCCUGAUUGGUGAUUUAGGAGACACAGGUGACCGUACAUUAAUCAACUGCAAGAACAAUGUCAACAAGUUUGAAAAGGGCAAUGCUGAUGAGUUCAUAAUUGAAGCCGUGUCCAUUGGACAGGUGCGCAGAGUACGGAUUGGCCAUGAUGGGCGAGGAGGAGGUUGUGGUUGGUUUCUAGACAAAGUGGUGGUCAGGGAGGAAGGGCAGACUGAAACUCAAGCUGUAGAGUUCCCAUGUAACAGAUGGCUUGACCGUAAUGAGGACGAUGGCCAGAUUGUUCGGGAGUUAGUUCCAUUCGCUGAUGGACAGAGACUCUUUAAUGUCAGCUAUCAUAUCGCAGUGAAGACUGGAAACAUCAGCGGUGGCAGCUCUGAUUCCAGAGUCUUUGUGAAGCUUUAUGGGGAGAAGGGUGACACCAGUAGAAUGAUGCUGGUCGUCUCUGACAAUAACCUGGGGAACUACUUUGAAACAGGGCGGGUGGAUGUCUUCAAAGUUGAGACAUUAGACAUUGGACAAAUCAACCGUCUGAUGAUUGGCCACACUAAUGAAGGCAUGAGAGCAGGCUGGUUUCUGGACAGUGUGCAAAUCAUGGUCCCCAACCAUGGCAAACACUACAUGUUCCCCAGCCAUCGCUGGCUCUCUGAAGACGAGGCUGACGGCAAAACCGAAGUGGAGAUCUACCCAAGUGAAAUACUGGACGUGGAAGAAUUAAAAAACUAUGAGAUUACCGUGGAGACAGGAGAUGUUUGGGCUGCAGGAACCAAUGCCAAUGUUUGCAUCCAAAUAUAUGGAGACCAAGGAAAGACAGAACUUAUAACUUUGAAAAGCAGGUCAAAUAGCUUUGAAAGAGGAACUACUGAUAUAUUCAAGACUGAGGCUAAAGAUGUGGGGCAGAUCUUCAAGAUCCGCAUUGGUCACGAUGGAUCAGGAAUUGGCGCUGGGUGGUAUUUGGACAAGGUAGACAUAAAGUACCUGGUCAUGGCCAUGGUGAAGAAAGAGAAGAAAGAGGAUAAGAAGAAAAACAAAAAGAAGAAAAAGAAGGAGGAGGAUGAGGAUGAGGAGGGAGGUGAAGAAGUGAUGCAAGAGGUAGUGAAGACGCUUUCCUUCCCUUGCGAUCGCUGGCUGGCUGAGGAUGAGGAGGAUGGGGAACUGGUUGUGGAGCUUCUGCCUGAGGACAGCGAGGAGCUGGAGGAGAACACGUACGAGGUGAGUGUGUUCACGGGGAACAUGCUGGGUGCUGGAACAGACGCCCAUGUUUACAUCAACAUCUACGGAGAGAAAGGCGACACUGGGGAGCGCCCCCUGAAGAAAUCCAACAAUGUCAACAAAUUUGAGCGCGGCCAGGAAGACAUGUUCUCCAUAACAGCAGUUGAACUGGGGCCUUUGAAGAAGCUAAGGAUCCGUCACGACAACAGCCACUCCCACUCUGCCUGGUACUUGGACCGAGUUGAGAUUGUAGACACCAAGGACGACACCACGUACUACUUCCCAUGCAACCGCUGGCUGGCUAUAGAUGAAGAUGAUGGGCAAAUUGCCAGAGAGCUGGUGCCUGUGGACGAGGCUUUCAUGAAGAAGGAUGAGGAUGAGGAGGACUCAGGAGCUACAUUAGGGCUGGAGCAGAAAGCCAUGUCAACAACAUACACACUGAGGAUAAAAACUGGGGAGAAGAAAUAUGCUGGAACCGAUGCCAAUGUUUUUGCCAUUCUUUAUGGAGAGUACGAUGACACAGGAAUAAUUAACCUGAAGGCCUGUAAAUCUCACAAGAAUAAGUUUGAGCAGGGAAUGAUUGAUGAGUUCACUGUGGAGGCCGUUGAUCUGGGAGACCUUCAGAAGCUCAGAAUUGGGCAUGACAACUCAGGGGGGUCAUCUGGUUGGUUCUUGGAUUGGGUGGAGAUUAAUGCACCUUCCCAAGGUCAGAAACUACGUUUCCCUUGUGGCCGCUGGCUAGAUAAGGGAGAAGAUGAUGGGGCGAUUGUAAGAGACUUGUACCCAGCUGAACUGCAGACUGAGCUCUACACUCCAUUUGUGCCAUAUGAGAUCAAAGUCUUCACCAGCGAUAUCUUUGGAGCGGGGACGGAUGCAGAUGUCUUUAUUGUUCUCUAUGGACAGAAAGGACUCUGUACUCUUCAGAAAUAUCUUUGUGUGAAUAAGCGAGAAAGACGCAUGUACUUUGAGAGGGCAGCGGAGGAUAUGUUCAUUGUGGAGCUGGAGGAUGUAGGUGACAUCAUUGAGAAGAUUCGCAUUGGACAUGACAACAGUGGCACAAACCCUGGGUGGCAUCUAGACCGAGUGGAAAUAAGAAGACUUUUAAGGAAAGGAAAGGGCUCAGAGACUACUGUCUUUCCAUGUGAGCGAUGGCUGGCUAAGUCUGAGGAUGAUAGUGAAACGGUGAGAGAGCUGGUGCCCUCAGACAUCAUCACAGAGAAGCUCCUGAGAGACGGCACACUGAAGACCACGGAGACAGAGGUGGAUGACGCGCUGGAGACUCACACUUAUAAGGUAUCUGUGAGAACAGGUGAUAUGUAUGGAGCAGGUACAGAUGCCAAUGUGUUCCUAACCAUCUACGGGGACCUUGGAGACACAGGAGAACGCAAACUCAGCAAAUCAGAGAGCAGCAAAAAUAAGUUUGAGCGAGGAGCAGUUGAUAAAUUCAGCAUUGAAGCUGUGGACCUGGGCCAGAUCUUUAAGAUCAAAGUACGCCAUGAUAAUUCCAUGCUGGGUGCAGAUUGGUACUUGGACCAGGUCGAAAUUGUGGAUGUGGACACAGAGGAGGUCUACAUGUUCUUAUGAGAGUGGCUGUCAAAAAAGAAAGAAGAUAAACGUAUUGAGAGAACAUUUUUUGUCAAGGGGUAUGAAGGUGAAAGGAACCCUCAGAACUCAAAGAAAAACAUGCAGAGCUCCAAACCAAGCCUAGACAGCAACAUGAACAAAAAGAAAAAGAAGAAAAAAGCAGUGGCUGUGGAGGAGGGUCCAGUGAUCCCGUACCACUUCACGGUGUCAACAGGGGCAGACCGUGAUGCCAGUACCACCAGUCGAGUUUAUGUGAUCAUAAUGGGUCCAAAUGAUCUGGAAACAGACCGGCUCUGGCUCGACCUCAUUGAAGGAAAGAAGUGUUUUGCAGCAGAAACUAUGGAGAACUUUGAAUGCUAUGGUUUGGACAUAGGAGAAAUUAAGAGGGUGGAGUUAGGUCAUAAUGGAGCUACUCCAGAGAGCUGCUGGCUUGUAGAUGAGCUGUCUGUGGCAGUGCCUACCAAAGGCAUCAAGUACAUAUUCCAGUGCAAGAGUUGGCUUGCCAAGGAUAGGGGAGAUGGCCUGACAGCAAGAGUGUUCAACGUUCUUGAUGCCACCACUAUCAGUAUCAUUCAAAAGGUCAUCUAUCAGAUUACCGUUGUUACAGGAGAUACCCAAUACGCAGGGACAGACACCAACAUAUUCAUAACAGUGUUUGGGGCCAACGGAAGUACGGAGGAGAUCCUGCUACCAAAGAAUGGGGACAGGUUUGAGAGAGAUCAGGAGGACACAUUCAACUUGGAGAUCGAUGACAUUGCUCCCCUUAAAAAGUUAAGAAUUCGCAUUGAUGGGACAGGAAGUCGGCCUGAUUGGUUCCUUGACAAGAUUAUCAUGCGGAACCUGAGCACAGAGGAGGUGUCAGUUUUCACCUACGAGAACUGGCUGUCCAAAACGAAAGGGCCCAAGAGGACAAAGGUGUGUGAGCUCCCCGCAGUGGUGGAUGAUGAGGAGAUGGUGGAGAAAACCACUUACAUCAUUCAAGUUAAAACCAGUGACAUCUCUGGUGCAGGCACAGAUGCUAAUGUGUUCCUGAUUGUGUUUGGGGAGAAUGGGGACACUGGCACUUUAGCACUGAAGGAGAGCAGCAACAGGAACAAAUUUGAGCGCAACCAGGCAGACGUGUUCCGCUUUAGCGACAUCCUCAGCCUGGGAGAGCUUUCCAAGAUCAGAGUGUGGCACGAUAAUAAGGGCCCUGCUCCUGGCUGGCAUUUAGAAAGUGUUGAUGUAAAAGAUGAGCUCAUGAACCAAACCUUUCGCUUCCCUUGUGACCGUUGGCUGGCCAAAAACGAGGACGAUGGCCAGAUUAUGCGGGAGCUGGCAUGUGCCAACAAUGACAUCCUGGACCUCAGUGACAAGACGAAAUAUGAAAUCGACGUUACAACAGCCAACUCUGAAGAUGCAGAGACGAAGGAGAAUGUCUGGAUAGUGCUUGAGGGGAAAAGAGCACGUUCAAAGGAGUUUAUGAUGGAGAACUCUUCAAAGAAAAAGAGAUUCUUGCGGGGGGCAACUGACUCUUUUGAGUUCUCCUCCAAAACUCUGGGAGAGAUUGUUGGUAUCUCUUUGGGCCACAUAACAAAAGAUAAAAAAGUGAAGAAUGGGGCUCACUGGCAUGUUCAGGAGGUGGUGGUGACAGAAAAGGAGCUGCGGAACAAGUAUGUUUUCCACUGUGAUGCGCGCAUCCCUCUCACUGCAAAGAAGGACGAGUUCAUGACCUUCGAGUGCACCAAGUCCAUUGAGAGCUUUGCCAGUAAAGUCCGCAGCCUGGUGCCUGUCAAAUAUGAGAUCAUCGUCAUCACCGGUGAUGUGAAGGGAGCGGGCACAGACGCCAACGUCUUCAUCACCAUCUACGGAGUCAACGGAGACUCAGGGAAGCGCGCGCUGAAGCAGAAAUUCAGAAACCUGUUUGAGAGAGGUCGUACUGACCGCUUUGUUCUAGAGAUGCUGGACCUGGGUGACCUCCUCAGAGUGAAAGUGGAGCAUGACAACAGUAGCCAAACCCCCGGCUGGUUCCUAGAGUGCGUAGAGAUCACAAACACUGCCAACUGGGUGACCACUAUCUUUGUCUGUGGGAAGUGGCUGGACAAGACUAAAGCAGAUGGGAAAAUCGAAAGGGUCUUGUACCCCAAAUACUGACAAUUGUACCCUUUUUGGCAGAUUUUUCAUUUUUAUUUAUUUAUUAAUUUAUUUAGAUCAGUACUUUUGUUUAUUUUCAGUUUGAAGCAGGUGAAUGAGUUGUAUUUGUACUUUUUUUAAACUGCAAUGAAGGCCAAUGUUUCAGAGAAAGCAAAACAGCUUACAUCUAAAUAAUGUUAAGACCCAUUUUGAAGC